This is a messenger RNA of Vitis vinifera (wine grape), 1901 nucleotides long. Its product is annotated as aspartic proteinase nepenthesin-1. The record is from RefSeq and is a predicted model, not a curated record. Gene Ontology annotation, biological process: proteolysis. Lineage: Eukaryota; Viridiplantae; Streptophyta; Magnoliopsida; Vitales; Vitaceae. The transcript has a single exon. Gene Ontology annotation, molecular function: aspartic-type endopeptidase activity. Gene Ontology annotation, cellular component: extracellular region. Bases 453 to 1763 code for a protein of 436 amino acids.
AUGCCCAAGGAAGCUGAUUUCUCACCAUCCCCAACCGAAGCGACGCCGUUUCUGUCCUCCCACCUUCUUCUUCAUAGUGUUCCCCCGUCUUCUUCUUCAGUUUCAUACCGCUGAGCUCCACCUUUGGGUUUUCUUUUUUCCUUUUCCCAAACGACAUCGUUCCGCUAGUCUCACCUUCCGCGUCAGUCGAGACGUCGUCGUUUUCUGCUUGGUCAUUUUAUCCUUUUGUAAAACGACGUCGUCCCACUGAUAUAAGCUUCUCCAUCUGCAAACGGCGUCGUUUUGAUCCGGUCUCAACGUCUCCCCCACUUAUAGCUCCCCUUCGUCUUCUCCUUCAGCUGGUUCAACCACCCAUCAUCAUCUUCUUCUUCAUAAAAAGACGUCGUCUCAGUUGUAUCCCAUCACCUUCUUCGAAAAACGACGUCGUUCAACUGCUAUCACCGUGUGAACUGAUGGCUUCAUCAGGUUCUCAUAUGAUUAUUGUGAUAUUGUUGGCUCUGGCAGUAUCGUCCGCGUUGGUUUCUCCGGCAGCUUCAACGUCGAGAGGUCUCGAUCGCCGGCCAGAAAAAACUUGGUUCAGGGUCAGCCUCAGGCACGUCGACUCCGGUGGAAACUACACCAAAUUCGAACGUCUACAGCGUGCGAUGAAGCGUGGGAAGCUGAGACUCCAACGCCUGAGCGCCAAAACCGCGUCGUUUGAAUCGUCCGUUGAAGCCCCAGUGCACGCCGGCAACGGCGAGUUUCUGAUGAAACUGGCCAUCGGAACGCCUGCGGAGACCUACUCGGCUAUCAUGGACACCGGCAGCGACCUGAUCUGGACUCAGUGCAAGCCCUGCAAGGAUUGCUUUGAUCAACCAACACCGAUAUUCGAUCCGAAAAAGUCGUCGUCGUUCUCGAAACUGCCAUGCAGCAGCGACCUCUGUGCGGCUCUUCCGAUCUCUUCAUGCAGCGACGGCUGCGAGUAUCUCUACUCAUACGGAGAUUAUUCUUCGACACAAGGCGUUUUAGCCACUGAAACCUUCGCGUUUGGCGAUGCCUCGGUGUCCAAAAUCGGGUUCGGGUGUGGGGAAGACAACGACGGAAGUGGGUUCAGCCAGGGGGCAGGGCUGGUGGGGCUUGGCCGAGGACCACUGUCGCUGAUUUCCCAGCUGGGUGAGCCCAAGUUCUCAUACUGCUUGACCUCCAUGGAUGAUAGCAAAGGUAUCAGUUCUCUCUUGGUGGGGUCUGAAGCCACUAUGAAGAAUGCAAUCACCACUCCAUUGAUCCAAAACCCUUCACAGCCAUCAUUCUACUACCUUUCCUUGGAAGGAAUCAGCGUUGGCGACACGCUUUUACCCAUCGAAAAAUCCACUUUUUCGAUUCAGAAUGAUGGGAGUGGUGGCUUGAUCAUAGACUCUGGCACAACGAUUACCUACCUAGAGGACAGUGCCUUUGCUGCUCUCAAAAAGGAGUUCAUUUCUCAGCUGAAGCUUGACGUUGACGAGUCCGGCUCGACCGGGCUUGACCUUUGCUUUACCCUACCGCCGGAUGCAUCCACAGUCGACGUCCCACAGCUGGUGUUUCACUUUGAAGGUGCCGAUUUGAAGCUUCCUGCCGAAAACUAUAUUAUAGCGGAUUCGGGUUUGGGAGUGAUUUGUUUGACGAUGGGGAGUUCGAGCGGGAUGUCGAUAUUUGGGAAUUUUCAGCAGCAGAACAUCGUGGUGCUUCAUGAUCUUGAGAAGGAGACAAUCUCAUUUGCUCCAGCGCAGUGCAAUCAGCUUUGAGUUUGUGUGACCCAUCUGUCCUUUGUUUGUUUAAUCUCAUUCCCUCUGGCUUUUUUUCAAUUAGUUGUGAUUUCUUCUUCAUUAGUUUCUGAAACAAUAUGCAUACUGCAAUUAAUAAGCUUACUGCAUAUUUUCUAA